Molecule: messenger RNA, 885 nt
Organism: Sparassis crispa
Lineage: Eukaryota; Fungi; Basidiomycota; Agaricomycetes; Polyporales; Sparassidaceae
Product: 54S ribosomal protein yml6, mitochondrial
Exons: 3
Coding region: 1-885 (294 amino acids)
Biological process (GO): translation
Cellular component (GO): ribosome
Molecular function (GO): structural constituent of ribosome
Source: RefSeq, a predicted model, not a curated record
AUGUUGUCUGCGAUCAGGAGGGCUCUGGGGCAGUCUGCACCUUUCGCGGUGUCUCGUCGCUUGUCGACGCUGACAAGUGACCCGCUACUUGUCAAUCCACUUGUCCAGCAACUUGAGCAUGAUGCGGUUCCCCCUUCACAAGCAUUGAAUCAGGUCUUUGCAGCCAAUGCAGCAGGUCCUUCCCAAGCGUCACCAUUUGCCGAACCGGUGUACCUGACGAUGUCUUCACUAAUACGCCCCAAGGCAGACGAUCCGCCAGCGUCUGACAACGUCGUUGAACUGGAUCCCUCUGUUUUCGCACAUCCCAUCCGCCGAGACAUUCUCCAUCUUUGCGUGGUGCACCACCUGGACUCUCUGCGACAGGGAACGGCCAGCACGAAGACACGCGGUGAGGUGCGUGGAUCCGGUCGCAAAAUCCGGCCACAAAAGCACAGCGGUAGGGCACGUCUUGGGGACGGCCAGAGCCCUAUGCUUCGCGGAGGAGGAGUGGCGUUUGGCCCGAAGCCCCGGGACUUCGCUACAAAACUGAACAGGAAGGUCCUCCAGAUGGGCAUGCGCGUUGCGCUGAGUGCGCGGGUGAAGGAGAACUGUCUUGGUGUUGUGGAAAGCUUGGACUGGCCGGGUGCAAAGACUGGAGAGCUUGCUGAGAGGAUCGAUGAGCUCGGAUGGAGAAAGGCGCUAUUUGUGUCCGGUCUCAAGACAGUACCGGAAGGGUUGAAGAGGGCCAGCUGCAACAUCUACAAGGUCGAGACUAUCACAGCGGAGGAUGUGAGAGUAUAUGAUAUGGUGAAAUGGCCUAGGGUGAUCCUCGACCUCGCAGCGGUGGAGUGGUUUGAGCAGACACUCAGGAAACCGUCUGUCCCCCCUCGUUCCUACGAAUUGUAG